CGCACGAUUGAUCACACAAAUAGGACAUUAAAAUCAUUCUAAAGAAAAAGAUCAGUAGCUUACAAACGACCAAAUCUAUACGUAACUUAAUUUAGUGUCGAAAUUGUUAAUAAUUUAAUGAAAAGUGCGAGUUUGAUCGAUAUCGCAAUCCCCAGGUGAUAAUUUUCACACACCCUGAGUACUCGAGAUUAAUUAAAACAGUCGCUUUUUGGUGUUGCACACAUUUUAUGUGCAAUUAAACUCUUAUCAAACAACCGCAACGCCCACAUCUCUCCCUUUUGAUAACUUCCAAACAGUUACUUGAGUAUAAAAUCGUCUUGAUUUAUUGCAAAGUUAACACAAGUUGCGGUAGAGUAAUAUGUUUCGGCCGAAGAGCGCGACAUCCCGUCAGGAGUCCGAGAUGGCGUCGAAGAGCCUCCGCGAGUUGCAAGCCCUGGGGGCUGGGAGCGACCCAGUUCACCGUCUGCGACUGUUGUGUUUGUCGAGGGGGGCAAAUGGGAUUUUGGGGUUGGGCCGCAUGUUUCGGAGGAUGGACGACGAUGGGAGCAAACAGCUGAAUCAGGAGGAGUUUGUGAGGGGGCUGCGGGAGACCGGAUUGGAGGUAACGGAUGAAGAAGCGCUGGAGCUUUUUAAAAAGUUUGACGACGAUAACAGCGGGAGCGUUAACAUGACCGAGUUUUUAGUGCAUCUAAGGCCCCCGAUGUCCGAGUCACGCAAGAAAGUCGUUGAAGAAGCGUUCAAGAAAAUGGACAAAACUGGAGACGGCGUAAUAACAAUAGACGAUUUAAAAAACGUCUACAACGUCAAAGCCCACCCUAGAUACAUAGCAGGAGAGGAAACUGAGGAAACUAUUUUAAAAAGAUUUCUAGCAAAUUUUGAACAAGACGCCACCAAAGACGGCCAGGUAACCCACGAAGAAUUUUUCAAUUACUAUUCGGCCAUAAGUGCGUCGAUCGACAACGACGGCUAUUUCGACUUAAUGAUGAGACAAGCCUACAAACUGUAAUUUUGCAAUCUUAAAAUUCACUGUUUGAUUCACUUUCUCUAAUAUUCCUAUCCUAAUCUAGAUUUAAAUACGUGUAUUUCGACUAUCAUCUAUUUUAUUAAGAAAACACGCAAUAAAAUAAAUGUUAUUGUUUAUUCUUCAAAAAUA
Tribolium madens (black flour beetle) is the source of this 1153-nucleotide messenger RNA. RefSeq names its product calcyphosin-like protein. The record is from RefSeq and is a predicted model, not a curated record. Gene Ontology annotation, molecular function: calcium ion binding. The transcript has 4 exons. Bases 359 to 1006 code for a protein of 215 amino acids. Lineage: Eukaryota; Metazoa; Arthropoda; Insecta; Coleoptera; Tenebrionidae.